Molecule: messenger RNA, 8006 nt
Organism: Homalodisca vitripennis (glassy-winged sharpshooter)
Lineage: Eukaryota; Metazoa; Arthropoda; Insecta; Hemiptera; Cicadellidae
Product: SIN3-HDAC complex-associated factor
Exons: 5
Coding region: 16-765 (249 amino acids)
Biological process (GO): negative regulation of cell migration
Source: RefSeq, a predicted model, not a curated record
AGAGAAUAUUAGAAGAUGUUUAGUUUCCACAAACCCAAAGUUUACCGGUCACCUUCAGGUUGCUGUAUUUGCAAGGCUAAAUCUAGCAGCUCACGCUUCACUGACAGCAAGAAGUAUGAAGAAGACUUUGUAGACUGUUUCCAGCUGGAGGAGAGAAGGGCAGGAGAGGUGUGCAAUGCUUGCGUGUUGCUUGUCAAGCGAUGGAAGAAACUGCCUCCUGGUACCCAACGACAUUGGCGCCAUGUGGUUGACGCAAGGGCAGGACCAGGAACGAAAUCUUUUGUCAAAAUAAAAUCAAAGAAGAAUGGCAAACACAAAAUCAAAAGUAAGAAACAUAUUGAAGAGGAAGAAAUAGAAGACGAGUCUAAGAAAAUGAUAGAGAAUGAUGAACACCAUGAAUUUGUUAUAAAUGACAUAUCAGAGGAAUUUUCUGAGCCAUCAAGCCCAAUAGAGGAAGAUGAACCUAUCUCCAUGUGCAUGCGUUCACACAAGCGUCUCAACACCUCCCCACCUGUCAGCAGCUUUCUCGAUAUGACUUUCUGGAAACGGGAAAAGGUUUGUUGUGGAGUUAUAUUCAAAGGUCCACAAGGACAAGUAAUAAUAGAUCCCCGAUUCAUGAAACCAUGCAUGUUCAAACGUGCAGCUCCACCCCCACCUCCACCCACCACUAUUACCAAGGUGUACAGUGACAACUCCUCCGACUCUGGUUACGAUGAAUCCUCCAAUCCAGGAGAAGGCGGACAAUCCAACACCAGUAGUAAUUAACAAAAGUUACAAUUAGACAUCACAUUAUUCAAAAUACCUGAUUAUUUCAUCUACUUGUUUCAUAUUUUUGUCAUUUUUUAGUGACAAUCAAAUUGUCUCUAGCGUUGUUUCAUUUUUUAUAUACAGGGAGUUACAAAAUUGUAAAUUUAUCUCAAGCAUUCAGGUUUAAGAAUUAGUCCAUUAAUUGUCUGGUUUGAUUUCUAGUUUCAAGUCUUAAAUGUUGCAUUAUGUCACAAAAAGACAAACUUGGUGGUUUUAUUGUUUCUUGUGUUGUUUAUUAAUAGUCAAAUUAGUGAUCCUAGGUGACAAUAUUACUGUACAAUAAAUGUUACAUUUGACAUCUUCCAGAUGUCUUGGGGCUCAGAAAGUUAAAAACUCAACCAAGGUUUUUUUUAUUUUUAAGUAAUUCAGCAAAAGUGUAUAUAUUAAUAUAUUUUCCUAUAUUAAAUCAGAUAUUUUAUUAAGAUUUAGUGUAGUACAAUCAGUUCAUCCUGAUUGUAUACUUCUCAUGUGUUUCUUCUUUUGAUGAAUAGAAAUUAUAAUUAAAAGAAUUGCAGUUCUGUAACACCCUGUUAAUGAUAAAUUUAUCUUCAUAAUACAAUCAUAAACACCAAUUUUCAAUAAAUUUGUACUUAAAAACAGGUAGGUGGAAUUAUUAGGUGCAGCGAUCACACAAUGUUGCCAAACAAUCAUGACUAGAAGGGUCCAAUCUUUUAUAUCGAGUAUGAAUCAAAUAUGGCUCGAGACGAGAUGUGAAUGUGUUAGGAUCUAAUACAGCACUGCCACUAGUGUAUUGGAUGUUAGGGGCUCUAGCAAUAAGCAACUGCAGUAUUAUAUGCUAUCUAGUUCCUAUAGAGGAUUUCUCUUUUUCUGGCUCAUCCAUUUCUCCUGGACCUACCUGCAUUAUUGUUGGUUUCAGUACAAAUAGUUUACGAUCUAAACUGAGUAUUCUCUGUUUUACAUUUUACCCAUUAAAUAUUUUCUUUAAAUUAAAGUUCAGAUGUAAUGGUUUGUUAAUAUACAUUUGGGUACUUUAUUAUAAAAUUUGAUGAAAAGUCCUGUUAAUAAUUAAUUAAAUUCAAUCUAGCCUGAGCAGCUGCAGCACUAACAGCUUAAGGGGAGUCUGAACACCCUAUCUUUCUUAUGCUAAAUUUUCAAUUUUGAUGUACCCUUUUCUCAGAAAUGGAAUAGGUAUUUGAAACUUUUACCAACUUUCUAAAACACUUUUUCUGUACAAUUUUAUAACAUUUGAUAGGAAAAUUAUUUGUAGUUAUUCGUGCUUUUUUGAAAAAAAAACAAUUUUUUGUAAUUUCUUUUAUUGUUAUUAGGCUUUAUUAAUAUGUUAUCUGAUUUUGUAUUUAGGUCAUAUUUGAUUGGAAUAAAUGUCAACACAGUAGCAUCGUGGAUCCUGAAAAAAGGUACAUAUAAGUAAUAAAAAGGUGAAUUUGUGGGAAAUCAGAGUUAAACUUUAUUUUACAGUAAAUUAAUUUAACUUAUACGUUAUUUGAUCUCUAAAAGUGCCCAGAUGAGUAGAAAUGGUUGUCUGGGUCAUCUUGUUCAUUUUACAACUCCUCAAGUUUUCUUUUUGUAGCUGUUCUUGAUUGUCGUGCCUUUUUUUUGUAGCUCCAAAAUUUGUUUCUUGGCUUUGCGUAUUUUAAUAAUGUCAGUGUUUUUCAACUCCUGAGUACAAUGCUUGCAGACAUUUAUGCCUAGUUUUCUCAAAAUCAAGCACUUAGCAAGAUUGCCUUUAUUAAAUGUACCAACAGCGUCAAAUGCACCAAACUUCAGGGUUUUGAAGGAAACGAACACAUUUUUAUUUUUAGUAAAACUUGUUCUAACACAAACACAAUUCUAACAAACAAUAAAAAUAACUAUAUUUCACUUCACAACAAAGAAUCAAACCAACUAACAGAUGUGAGAUCUGCUCAGUAUAACAGAUGGCUAUUACCACCAUAAGGGGAAAAUACCCUAGAUCAGCAAGUGAUAUAUAACCAAAAAUGUCUUGGUCAUUGCAGUUAUUUAAGCCGAAAACGGUAUGACAUUGUUUUACAAAAUUCGAUGCAACAUUUUUUCUAACCAUACAAUUUAAUUCAAAUUUGUUUUAAAUAAAUUAUAAAUAUCUGUAGGAAGUAAUAACAGCAAAAAAUAAAAUUAGAUUUUUUGUUCCUAUUUUGCGUUUCGACUCCCCUGAAACAUAUUUGUUGGAUAAUCCUUCAAAUUUUCUAUAAUAUCAUAUUUAUUUUAUAGAAUAUCAUGUCUCAUAUCAUUAAUGCGCUAUAACUUAGACUCAAUAAGGAUUUCUAGGGGACAUUCAUAUAGGUUUACAAGUUACCAAUUUUGUAAUGGUAGUGGACACAUUCAAAAUCUAUAAAACAAAUAUUACUUUUUAUAGAUUUGUUACAAAGUAGUAUUCAUAAUAUUACUCUGUAAGUUUGAGAAAGUGAAUUAUUCAAAGUAGCAAAAUUUGUUUUGAAAGUUUGAAUUUUUUAAAUUAUAAAUAUUUUUAUACUCGUAAAGAGUAAAAAUAUUUGUUAGUGAAAAUAAUACAAUUUCUUUUAACCCUUUUAGUGCUAUGGUACGAUACAUAAGAUCAUGUUUGACUUACAAGAACGCCGUGGCCCAAUAUUCUAGACUAUUCGCUUUUUUCACUUCCGACCAUGUAAAUGCUUUGAGAUUACAUGAAAAAACAGUAUUAACCAUACAGGUAAACAGUUUUAUAAUUAUUGCAACUGUGUUUGAAUUUUAGCAAAAAAUACUCAACAUUUCAUAUAUAUUGUUAACAGCAUAUAAAACCAUGAAUGUAAGUUCAUACAAUAAGCCCAAUAUUCCAAUACUUUUCAAGAAUAGGUCUUAAAAUAUUGCGUGCAUCUUAGAAAUCAACUUGAAAACAAAAUAAGCUAAUUUGAAAUGGGCACAUAUAUUUUCCCUUAUAUGUUUAGAAAGUAAACACAAAAAUUUUAAAUAUAAAAUAGUAUUAAAAUGGCUCACAUACAGUUAUUAUUAGGAAACCUAUUUAACCACCUAUAAUUAAAAAAAAAUGAUUCCCCACACAAAAUUGCUUUUAUUGUAAUGUAUGUGAAAUUUUGCAUUUCUGGUGUAAUAUGCUAUGGCCGUUUUAGGUAAAUAAUAAAAAUUAUGAACACUGAAAGGGUUGAUAUUUAUUGAGUUAUCGUUUAAAAAAAUCAUAAACAUAAGACAAAAUAAUUUAAUUUUAAAAUAUUGAUUGAUUACAUUUAUAAAUUUGUGACAACCACCAUAGCCUAAAUACAUUUUUUUUUUAUCAGUUGUUUGUAUAACCUUAAAAUAUAAACUUUAAAAUCGAUUUAUGGGAUAUUGUAAUAUUACAACUAAUGCAUUAUGAUAAGUUUUAUAACCAGUUAUUAAUGGUUUAAUAUUCAUUUCAUGAAUAUAUCUUUCGUUGAUUUGUACACCACAUUUAGAACUUACACUCUUGGAUCUUCAUAUUAAUGAUUUCUCAUAUAAUUUUAAUUCGUUUUUAUAAAAUUCUUAGACUUGAACAUUGAGUGUUCAAGUAUAAGUAGUCUUCCUUAGUUCAAUAAAUGUUUAUUGUAUGUUGGUAGUUUACAUUAACGUUAGCACAAAGGAGAGCGUGUGCCUUGUUAGGGGACUGGAGAGCCAGAAGAGAGAGUUCUGACUUCUGUUGAAUCGUUGGUCCCAUGGUUUGUGUUAAGCAAGAAUAAUUUCCAAAGAAAAUGAAAGUUUAGCUGAAUUGUUUCAUAUGGGGUUGUCAGAUCUCAGAGAGUAAUAUUACGUUGUAGUAGAUAAUAUACUAAAUGUUAUGUGUGUUGAGUGUUCAUUCUGUUGUAUUUGAAAUCAAUCCGAAAAUCUUGAUAAUAAUUUUAACAGACAAGAAAGUCUUUAAAAUACAGGUUGAUUGAAGACGUCCAAUACCACAUUCUGUGUAAAUAUGUGAAAGGUGUUUUAUGCAUUAUUUUUAAGAUUAGGAAAUGACUUCUAGUCAAAAAUACUGCAUAAAUUAAUGAAAUAUUAGACUUAUAUUAGGCUAGAUAAAUGUUGUGCACAUACUUAUAUGUUACAGAUUAAUGUAGUAGUUCUAUUGUAUAUCUCGUCAUUGUGUGUUUGUGUUGAGAUUGUGAGCUUUGGUUGUGCGAGUGAAGCCCACUCCAUCUCAACAGUUGGUUGUAAUGUUUAUACAUCCUGCAUUUUUAUUUUAAUAAUAUUUUGUAAAAAAGGUCAAUUGACAUAUUCCAUAACUGAAACAAUAAAUUAGUGUAGUAGUCCAACUCAUUUGUGGCACGAACAAAAUAUAUUCUAAUUAGAUUAUAAAAUGCACGGUACUGAAAAAUAAACAUAUCAGCAGAAUGUUACUUCUGUGUUGAAUUUUCUUGUAAACUAGUUCUGUUUUAGUAAAAACAGGGUCCAAUUUGAAAUAUACUCACAAUGCUUUGUUUUUGAAGAUAUUGAUUUAUUAAUAUUCGUAAAAAGUUUUGUAUUAAAAAUGUUAAGCCAAACAUUAACAACCGUGUUUUAUUUAGUUCAAUGAAAUUCUCUGCAAAAACUCUAGUUAGGCCUAUCAUUUCAUAAUAUUUUUAUGUAAUGGCAAAGUUCAUAUAGCAGAUAAAUGCACUUAGGAAUGUCACAAAACUUCUGAAAAUUGGUAAAUUAUAACUUUUUCUUUAUAGAUAUGUAAUAACAAAACAUCCAUCAGAACUUUCUUGGGUGGAUAUUGUAUUCCCCACUGUAGGACUAGUUAAUAGUAGUUAUUAGCAUUGACGGACCUCUUCCAUCAUAGUUAUCCUUGCUUAACCCUUUUAGUGCCAGAAUGCAUUAUAUCACACUACUUUCUCUUUUCCCAACCAUCCAAGUACUUAAUUUUUACUUGAAAUUACAUGAAACAACCAAGUAAGCUAUAUGCUAACUAUGCUAUAUGGUCAAAAUAAUUUUUAUAUGUAUUAUGCUAAACUAUUUUGGAUCUUGUAUGUAUUGUGGGCAGUAUAUAUAGCUCAUGCUCUAAGCCCAGUAACCCCUACAAACUUUAAGGGAAGAUUUUAAAACUAUGUACAUGUUAGAAAAUAAACUAAUACCAAAAUAAAGCUUUUGGAAGGGGCUCAUAUACACUGGGGGAAAUAAAAUGAAAAAUCUUUCAUGUAAAAUUGAAAUGCCUCAUGGCUGUUGUUUGAAAGUUAAGUUUUAACUUUCUAUAAUCUAAAUACUUUAAACAAAUCUUCACUGUACUUUAUGUGAAACAAUAUUUUUUAGAUUAAAUAUGGCUUGUCUAUUUAACCAAAAACAAGGUGGAAACUAAAAGGGUUACAAGGGCAAAUUCAGGGAGCACAUAAGUGUUUUACAGUUGAGAAUUUGCAAAGUAUUUGUGAAUGGAAUGUAUCUUUGAUUAGUUUUACACUAUUCUAACAUCUAGGCUCCAUUUGUGCAUUCAGGAUUUUCACUCAUGUUAACAAAUUAAGAAAGGAAAUCCCAAUUUAAAUUCUUUUAACAAUACAAAUAAGUUAUACUUUUUGUAUAUACUGUAUCUUAUUUUAUGUACUGUAUAUUAAUUGUCAUACAGUCUCUUAAUACAGUACCUUGUAUUUACAAUAUUAAAGCACUUCUCAUUUGGAGGUUAGAAUAUUAUGACUUGAUAAAAACCUUCUGUAUUGACUUUUGAUCUGAAGUUCUUAACUCACUUUAAAAUUUCCAAGUGUUCUUAAAAACCGGACAAACAGCCCUAGGCAUUUUCCUAGAUUGGUGUAAUUUAGUGAUUCUAAGAAAUCUUCUGUACAAAUUGUACAAAAACAUUAGGUGUUAAUUCUUUGUUAUAAACAGAACUGGUAGAAUUUUCUUGAGCUAGUUGUAAUUAGGCAUGUUUUUAUCUGCUUUAACAAGAGUGAAGUGUUUGCUAUAAAUAUUUUAUUGUUAAAUAUAUUCUUCUGUUUGAAAUUUUAUAAAGUUCUUAAGAAAUAAAUUAUAAAAAUAAGAUUAUAGCCUAAAUACCGGCUCGGCACAACUUGGUGCCUGAUCUCAACUUGUCUUAGCCUGGUGCAACUGCCCUUCCUUGUGAUACGGUAUGGUGGAAGUUACCACUUCUAAGGCUACCAACAAACAUCAUGUAUUAUUGAAUGUACAUACUAGCUGAUUAAGGUUGUCUUGUAUUAUGUUUUGUGCUUGCCACCUAGAGGAUUUUAAAUUUUACUUAUUUAUUACAGUUUUAACAAACUGAAAUCAUUUUAUCUUUUGUUAACAAAGAUUGAUAUUUUAUUAAUUAUUUUAUUUCUACUAGCGCAAUAUUAAAUUAAUGUUGUUACUUAAGUUAUUUAAAAUAGUUGUUUAAAAGUUGUGUUUUACUGUAGAGUAUGAAAGCCAAAAUUGCAUGUUGUGGUAAAGUUAUCGGUUAUUGGCCAAACAUCAUUUUCCAUAUGAUUUUGGUUGCUAUUAGUCAAAGAAUUCUUUUGUUUAUUCGUUAACGUUAAUAAUAUUUGUAAAGACUUCAGAGUAAAUAAAAUAAAUUGUAUUUAAUCGAGUUUUUACUUUAUGUUUAAACUUAAUUUUUAUUUUGUAUGAUAAUUUUACAAAAAUAUUUGUAAUAUAAAAAAGUUUAUUAAACCACAAAGUAAAAUUAAUCAAAAUUGUGGUAAGUAUCUAAACCACUUUUUGUAUAACACAAAUGUAACUUUCAAAAAUUAAAUAAAAUUUUUAUGAUCUAUAUUUUUUAUUUAGUUUUAGUGGUUAGGUUUUAAUGAUUUGUAUACAUAUUGAAAUGUAAUGUGGCAUGCUACCUUAGUAUUCCCACCGAAAUACGUUUUACUAAUGCUUGUAGUUUUCCUUGAUUUUCAGUGUUUGUGGAGUAUAUUUUAAGUUUUAACAAUUUUUUAGACUUUUCAAUCUUUUUGUUGAAGUCAAAAUUCAUUUUACCACUGAUGCAAUGCUUUCAUAGUCUUUCUUGUUAAAUAUCAAGUGCAAAAAGCAUAAUGACUGCAUUUACACAAAGUGUUAUUAUUAAGAUCAGCUUUUAGUAAUUGUAGAUCAUAGAUAAAUAUUUAUUUUAUAAUUAUUAGAAUAAUUAUGAUGUUUAUAUUUAGUUGUUUAGCUUUUACAACUUGAAUUGUAUAUUUUGGUAUCUGGAACAUCCCAUAUAAAUUUUUCUUUCAGAUGUGAUUUUAUCUUGUUGAAAUUGUAACAUUGAAUCAUUGUUUACAAAUGUGCAUGGAUAUAAUCUACUGUUCACUAUUGAUUUUUAGGAAAUAAAUUACUAUUGUCUAAAA